AGAACCUUCUCCACAGCCGCGGUAUCGGCAGAUGCCGCCAGGUUGUCGGCACUUUGGCAGGAAGUUGGAAUCCCGCAGGGCUUGUCUCUCACGCAACAAGAAUCGAAUCAGGGAGUGUUUUGCCAAGACUGUCGCCUAUAGAGUGUUGUAGGUUCAUCUUGUUGUAUCCUUGUAUUCUGCGAUCGAUCAUGGUGCUCCAUAGCUUCUCAUCCGCCGCGCUGCAGCGGCUGCAUCCCUCCACCGCGGCCUUCUCCACAUUGUCUUCGUCAUCGCGGUGUGUGAGCUUGGAAACGGUGAAGCUCGCUUGUAGGUUCAGACCUCCCAGCUUCGGAAACGAUACGUGUGUUAGCUGCGAAGCUUUUCGUGGGGUUGCUGAGAGAGAACAGGUGAGGGAUGCGAGGAGAGGGUUCGCGAGCGCGUGCUUGGGAGGACGAGUGGAUUAUUCCACAUCAGAUGGAGGAGUGGAGCAACAAGAAGUUGCGUUGAAGGGGAUUGUGCUGAUGGCCAGGGAGGAACAUUACAAGGAGGCCGUGAGGGCUCUUGGAAACGAGCAGGUUAUUGCGGUGCCGACCGAUACGCUGUAUGGCUUGGCGUGCGAUGCAAGCUCGGCCGAGGCCAUUCGGCGAGUGUAUGAAAUUAAGGAGCGGAAGCUGAGUAGUCCUCUGGCGGUGUGUGUGUCGGAUGUGGAUGUGGUGGCUGCGUACGGCGAGACGGCGCAAUUGCCGGCCGGGUUGCUCAACGCGCUGCUGCCUGGUGCUGUUACAUUACUGCUCCCUAGGCGAGAGCCUGGUUUCUUAUCAGCUUCUCUUAAUCCGGGGAUUGGUAGUAUUGGAAUUCGUAUUCCGGAUAGUGAUUUUAUCAGAGGUGUGGCGAGGUCAUUUGGUGGAGCGGUGGCGCUGACGAGUGCGAAUACAAGCAGCCACGCCAGUACUGUUAGGAUUGAGGAGUUUGAGCAUCUGUGGCCCCAUUGUGCGUUCAUAUUCGAUGCGGGAACACUCCCUGGGGGACGGGCUGGGUCGACCAUUGUUGAUCUUACGCAGGAAGGAGUAUUCAAGGUCAUUCGGCCUGGCAGCGUGUUCCAGAAAACCAAAGAAACUCUCGCGGAAUUUGGGUUGCGGGAUUUGUCAUCGUAAUAUAGGUUACGGAAAUUUUCUGGUAGAUGUACAUGCGCACAUGGGGGAAUGAUAUAUGGUCCGACUUCGUGCAAGAUGCGGCAGCUCCAUCAUUUUUAUUAGUGUAAAUUUCAGGGCUGCUGACGGUCUGGAAAUUGGAGGCAAACAUUACUGCUUACACACACAAAGUCCUGGAAGCCAUGGAUUUGGCAAGCUCGACAGGUUUCUUUAGCCUAGCUUUGUGAUGCUCGAUUUGUGCAAUUUUGACCCGAGUCUGCAGAGAGUACAGAACUCAAAGGAAUACGGGAAUUUCUUCGAUCGUGUAGUCUGAUGAAGAGGUGCAAAUCGUUGUUCUACCUCGCUUGGCCAGGAGGAUAGUUGACAAAGACACUCAUAGUUCAGCACACUGUAGAGGACAAUUAAUUCGUAUCGACCGAAUGGUCGAUCUGUUCGGAACCUCAUGUUGAGCAAAUAUUCAACAAGUUAGAGUAUUGUGCAGUCUGACAGGAUUCUGCUGCGGCCACGACGGUGUCUCCGAAUGUCUGUGACCUUUGUCGAUGUUACAUACAAAGGAUCCACUACCUCUGGCCCAAUCCUUGGUGGGAAGUUCAGGGUCGGCACGGAUGGCGGUUUGCCUGUUAACCAUCCCGCUCCAACCCUUAUUAAACUCGCUUAAUUGACGUUAAUUCACAAUAACUGCUCCAGAGUUCACUGAUAUUUCGAAGUGGACUUUUGUGGCGCUGAGGUCUAAUUGGUGAUUGCACGCACAAGGACUGAGGUUGUGGAGAUGCCAUACCAAUUAUGGAGAUCCGAGGUGUUUGCGAGCAUUGGCUUGGAUCUUUCUGUAGGUAUAUCUCGGCUAGAUACUCAAACACUGCAUCAUCAACCACAGAAGUGAUUUUAAUCUGUAGUAGCAGCUAGUAUAUUUCUCAUUUUAGACAUCAAUGAACUUACAGUUAUCAAGUAAGGUUUAAAAGGAAAGAGUUUUCAACCAUCAGAUACGUAAAGGUUCUGUUUCACACAAAUGCGGUAAAAUCUCAGCCCUAACUCAUUCGCCAA
Molecule: messenger RNA, 2171 nt
Organism: Physcomitrium patens
Lineage: Eukaryota; Viridiplantae; Streptophyta; Bryopsida; Funariales; Funariaceae
Biological process (GO): regulation of translational fidelity
Cellular component (GO): cytoplasm
Molecular function (GO): tRNA binding; double-stranded RNA binding; nucleotidyltransferase activity
Source: RefSeq, a predicted model, not a curated record